Molecule: messenger RNA, 2087 nt
Organism: Anthonomus grandis grandis
Lineage: Eukaryota; Metazoa; Arthropoda; Insecta; Coleoptera; Curculionidae
Product: protein RCC2 homolog
Exons: 9
Coding region: 277-1716 (479 amino acids)
Source: RefSeq, a predicted model, not a curated record
CAAAACAGCAGAUUAUUAUUUAUUUGAUUUUAGUACAUUUAUGUUGGUAAUAAAUGCCGUAACAGCGGAAUUACCGUUACUAGCCAAAGUGUAGGAAAAAGGAAGUGGUGGGGGGGAGAAAAGAAAAGAAACGGAGGGAACGUAACGAACGCAGGGGCACAAACGAGGCGGCCCGUCCGUUUGCCAUUUUGUUUGUCCUUUUUCUCGUCGUAAACGAAAAAACCCGCCGGCAGUUACAGCACAACACAAAGGAGAAAGUUCAGUUCAGUACAAAACAUGUCGUCCACCAAAAGGAAGAGGGCCCCCGUUUCCAAGAAAACCGUGUCCAAGAAAUCGAAAAAAAGGGAAGAAACCGACGAUUCUGACCUCAGCGAUACCGGAGACGCAGAUGCCCCUCAGCCUGAUGAAGUCCUGAUUGCUGGACAUGGAGACAUUAUGGAUGAUAUGACGCCACUACCUCAAGAGCUUUUAAACACUCUCGUAAAACCUGUCGGCCAACUAUUAAUUUGCGGAGGGGUAAACUGGGAUGCAGCAGGAAAAAGAGAAUUUAAGGGCAUCAAAAUGGUGCCGAACCUUUGGGUGCCGCAUAAGUUCGCUGACUGGAGGGUUCGCUUGGCCGUUAGUGGAUGUACAGCAGCCCACAGUGUAUUGGUAGACGGGGAUGGGAAAACUUACACAUUCGGUAGGAAUGUUAAUGGGCAAUUGGGUUUAGAUAAUACUACCAGCACUUCUAAGCCAACAUUGGUGCCUGCAUUGGAGAAAAUGAAUGUUAUUAGUGCGGCUUGUGGCAGGCAUCACACCCUAUUUCUGACCGAUACUGGCACAGUUUACGCAUGUGGCGACAAUAAAUCCGGCCAAUGCGGGGUAGGUAACUUACAGCCUAAAAUCUUGACUCCCACUAGGAUUAACUACAGGGGUCCGCCCAUCAUUAAGAUCGGAUGCGGCGCGGAAUUUUCUGUAAUUCUCGAUGUUAGAGGGGGUCUGCACACCUUCGGGCUCCCUGAGUACGGUCAGCUGGGUCACAACACCGACGGAAAAUAUUUCAAGACUUCCACAAAGUUGUGUUUCAAUUUCCAAACCAGUCCCAAACGAGUGGUACUUUACAUUGACAAAACUAAAGACGGACACGUCAGUCCGGUCGAUGUGCAGGAAAUCGUGGACUUUAGUUGCGGACCGAACCAUACUUUUGCUAUUGAUAGCCGCAAGAGGGCGUUUUCCUGGGGUUUCGGCGGGUUUGGACGUCUUGGACAUGCCGAACAGAAGGAUGAAAUGGUGCCACGUCUAAUAAAAUGCUUCGAUAACCAAUCGAGGGGCGUACGCUCGGUGCACUGCGGCUCUACCUACACUUUAGCCGUCACCGAAUAUAACGGACUCUUCCUUUGCGGCCAGACAAAACGCAGUGGCGAAGCAAACAUGUACCCGAAACCAGUACAGGACUUGGCCGGCUGGAACAUUAAUCACAUAGGCACCUCGUAUACGUCAAUAAUGGUUGCUGCCGAUGACACUUGCAUUGCAUGGGGCGCGUCUCCGACUUACGGAGAACUCGGCAUUGGUGAUAUUCAGAAGAGUAGUACCACACCAAAGGAGGUCACUAAGCUACAAGGAGUAAAAGUGUUAAGCCUCUCGAUGGGUUUCUGGCAUACCAUGAUCGUAGCUGCCGACGACACCCCUGAACGCAAAGCCAAACUGGACGAAAUGAAAACAUACGAGCCUUAAAACACACUUUGGCCCCUUUUACUUACUAUUCCUACUAUAUUAAUCGAGUACUGCUGCAUCCCGUUUGCUCAGCGUCCGUCCGUUAUCUCCGCCUACCAUCUCUCGCUCUAUGUGAUUGUUGUCAGUACUAAAAAAAAAAAAGUUUGUCUGCAUACCGAUGCUGGGCGGAAAUAACUUUUACCUGGCCGUUGGGCAAAUCCGAACUGUCUUAUCGAUGGUAUGAACGCGUAGGAUUAAGUUUUAGGUUUAGGAUCGAAGCAAAUUCUUUUACAAGGUUUUCAGUAUUCUAUUUUCUUUUAUUAAUGUUUUUUAUUAUUAUAAUUAUUUUUGAGCGCAACUUUUCAAAUAAAAAUAAACUUAUAUACACCGAC